AUGGAAUCAGUUGGGAAGCAGGUUCAGCCUUUCAAAAACCCACAAGCCACCGGAAGUGCAGCAUAUGUGACAAAGAACGAUAUUCCGUCUCAUAUUGUCAAAUUCGUGAACGAUUUCAUGAUUGCCGAGAAUAUUAGCGGUACUGUGACAGUGAAGGAUGUUUGUCAUUUUAUGAAUAUAGGUCUGCGGCGUUACUACUCCACACCGUUGUGGCCGUCUGAGAAAAGCGAUGAGGGUCAGGAUCCUUAUUCGGAUAUUGAUGAAAGCCCUUCUUCGGGUCAAUCACGUUCGCCAGAUAACUUUAUGCCUAAAACGGAAGUAGUCACGGGUACCUCAUCUCUCACUGUAGACGAGCAUUAUCCUGAAUUUACGAGCUCCAGCUGUGGUGUCGGCUCAUACAUGGAUACCGAGGAUGGGACUGAGUUCCAUGCGGUUGAAAAACCCUCAGACUUCAAGAAGGAGAUCUCUUCGAUUAUAAACUCUAUAGAGGAGCCCACGCCGGCGCAAUAUAUAGCCACCGAGAUGGAAUCGAUUGGGAAAUCGCUUGCUAAAUUUAGGGACCGAAAAAAUUUUCAAGGAAAGGCUUAUGUGACCGUAUACGAAAUACCAUCUAAGGUGGUGAAAUUAGUGAACGACUUUUUGGUUGCCAUGAAGGCUGACGGAGCUGCUACAAAAAGCGAUGUUUGCCAGUUCAUGAACGGGUGUAUUCGGCGAUACUACGCUACUCCGUUGUGGCCGCUUGAACAAGCCGAUAGUAGUCAAAGCCGAUGUCCAGAUGAAAGUUCACUGCAGCCGCCGGAGAACACCGUGAAUAGCCAGAGCCAGCGUGCAGGAGAUGAAGAGAGCUCAUCAUUGGGUCGUUCGCACCUGCCAAAUAGCGCUAGCUUACCUUCAGUGAAAGUCACGAUGGGUCGACCAAUUCAUGCCGUACGUUUGUCGGCAGCCCCAGUGAGUACAACCACUCACGAUCACCAACACUGCCGUGAGCCAAAGAACUGCAGCAGUGGCAUUUCGCAUGUGCGUCCUAUGCGUGGAGAUGAGCUCACAGCAGCCGGACUGUUCACUAGCUCCAACAGCGAUAAUUCCCCAUACACGGACCACUCGUUGAAUGAGACCAAGCCUUCUACUAGCAUGAUUGCGAGCUCUAACAAAGAUAUUGCCUUAUGCAAGGACUCCAUC
This is a messenger RNA of Ostertagia ostertagi, 1179 nucleotides long. NCBI's taxonomy places the organism in Eukaryota, Metazoa, Nematoda, Chromadorea, Rhabditida, Trichostrongylidae. The record is from the annotation of a GenBank genome assembly.